This is a messenger RNA of Paramecium sonneborni, 228 nucleotides long. NCBI's taxonomy places the organism in Eukaryota, Ciliophora, Oligohymenophorea, Peniculida, Parameciidae. The record is from the annotation of a GenBank genome assembly.
AUGGAAUUCAACUUAAUUCUUACUCUUGUUAAACUACCCAUAGAUGAUUCCUCAUUCUCUAUUCAUAAACUUUAAAAUUAAAAUGACAAUUUAGAAAAUUAAGAACAAUAUUAACAUUCUUAUUCCUCUAUCUAUUCUCCUAAAGAAUUUCAACUAAAUCAAGAAUUCAUGAGUUGUUUAAAAUAAUAUUUACAAGUAGGUAUCAAUUUAAACAAAAUCAAAAAAUGA